CAUUUCCUUAAUUUUAGGGCAACUGGUUCUGCUUUUAGCAUACGACGUAAUCGUAAUCGACUAAAAUAGAAAAGUGUCAUUAAAUUGCUAACCAUGUGUUUUCUCACUAUAAUCCGGACACCACUAUAACUGUCAAAUGCUAAAUGUCAAAUGAAUCUAUCUUGUUGACUUGACGUGAGUGAACUGCGAAUAAAUAAAAUUGUUAUUUCCUUUAUUUAUAUUGAAUGCGUGUUAAGUUAUUUAGCAUACUAUUUGUUCUUUGUAAAGGUAUCUCUUUUUGUAGGUAUUGAGAAAAUUAUGAAUUGAUACCAUAAGGUUUGUCCGUCUAACAAAAAUAAAUGUUAGGGGUGGAGAAUAAAAUUGUUUUGCAAUAAGAAAAAUAGGUGAUAAAGGGCUUAAUCAUGCACGAGGCAUAUGAAAUAUCUCAUCUGCUCAAUGCAACUGUCCAAAUUGAAGCUAUAGCUGCUUAUGAGAACAAUUUACUACUGGGAACAAGACAAGGUCAUCUGUUGAUGUAUUCAGUGUCUCAGGCAAAUGGGAACCAAAAGUAUGAGUUGCGUUUGCUUCGAUAUUGUAAAAAUUUCAGUAAGAAGCCCAUAAAUCAGAUAGAAGUGAUACCAGAGGAAAACUUGCUGCUAUGUCUAACUGAUAAUGUCCUUUCUACUUACAACAUAAAUGGUGUUAAUUUUCCAUUAGUAAAGACAUUUGAUCAGACAAAGGGAGCUUCAUUAUUUGCAUUAGAUAACAAGCCAACGACAUCAAUGACAGGUGAAUCUAAUUCUGUUGUCCGUCUUUGUGUUGCUGUAAGAAGGAAACUGCAGUUAUAUUAUGGCAAGAAUGGAGAAUUUAAACAGCACUUAUUUGACUUCAACAUCCCAGAUGUUCCAAAGGUCAUGUCUUGGGGCCAACAGUACCUGUGUCUGGGUUUUAAAUCUGAAUAUGUGUUGUAUGAUCUCUCAUCAGGAAAUCCAAAUGAGUUGUUCCCAACAAGCAGCUCAAAAUUUCUAGAACCAACUGUAGCUAAGUAUUCAGAGACGUCAUUCCUGCUUGGCCGCGACCAAACAUCCGUGCUUGUGGAGGAGGCUAAAAAUAUAGACAUAAAGAAAACUAUUAAAUGGUCUGAAGCCCCAAUUGCUGUUGUGUGGGAUGAACCUUAUGUAUUAGGGCUGAUAUCGGAUCAAGUGAUUGUACAGACUGUGGAACCAGCAUUGUUUAUACAAACCCUACCAGAACUGAAUAAAGCAAGACUGAUGUAUAGAUGUAAGCGAGGACUGAUUUUCGUGUCAUCAGUAGGACAAGUAUGGUGUUUAAGCUCUGUUGACAUCACGAAACAGAGGCAGCAGUUGCUGAAGGACAAACAUUUCCAGAUUGCGAUUGAAUUGACGAGCCUUUCAGAUUGCACACCAGAAGAAAAAGAACAAAAGAUACAUUCCAUUAAAGUACUGUACGCUUUAGAGCUUUUCGAAAUGAAGCUAUAUUCACAAUCCAUGAAGGAAUUUCUCAAACUGGGCACAGAUCCUGCGGAGGUCAUCAAACUGUUCCCAGAACUUGAUGGCAAGACUGAUGAUGAGAAGGAGAAAACGAAGAAGUUGACGGGUAGGGAUCUGGAGACUGCUUUGACGGCGCUGAUAGAGUAUUUAAAGCAAUUGAGGGCUGAUAUAGGGUUUCCAGAGAGUCGUGCUGAAGGCGCCGGACACAGAAACGUGACGCAACAGUUAGAAUUAAUUGACACUACCUUGUUGAAGUGCUAUUUACAGGUCAACGAUGCCUUAGUCGCUCCACUUUUGCGCGUAAACAACUGCCGUUUAGAAGAAGCUGAAAAGAUGCUCCUUCAGCACAGCAAGCACAGCGAACUUAUCAUUCUGUAUCAAACCAAGGGACAGCACAUGAAAGCGCUUCAGCUGCUGAAAGAGCAAGCCAAAGAACCAGAUUCCAGCUUAGAAGGUUAUCAAGGAACCAAGAAUUAUUUACAGCAACUUGGUGCUGAACACAUAAAUUUAAUUUUCGAAUUCUCAGACUGGAUUUUAAAGGAGCAUCCUGAAAAAGGCCUGAAAAUCUUCACUGAAGAUAUUGUCGAAGUAGAAAACUUGCCUCGCCCAAAGAUUCUAGACUUCCUGCUGAAGAAACACAACUCUCUAGUAAUACCUUAUUUAGAACACGUCAUACAUACUUGGAACGAUAAUAGCCCACUGUUCCACGACGCUUUAAUUAACAUGUACAGUGAGAAAAUAACGAAUAAGAAAGAAAACGCAACAGAAGCAGAAAUAGAACAUACUAAAGCGAAAUUAGUAGCGUUUCUAGAGAAAUCCACUCAUUAUACACCUGAGAGAUUUGUAUUACAUUUCCCGAAAGAUGGCUUUUUUGAAGAAAGAGCUAUCAUUUACGGUAAAUUAGGUCGACACGAACAAGCACUCGCGAUUUAUGUAUUGAUUUUAGGGGACGUAGAACGAGCUAUACGAUACUGUGAGAAUGUCUGCACUAAUGGCAACAAUAAGAACCAAGAUGUCUAUGUGAUAUUAAUGAGGAUUCUUAUGAAUCCGAGUCAAGACAGUGCGCUUAGCGGGCCUCUGGCUGAUGUUCCGCGGCAUCCGAAGACAGCGUCGCCAGAUUUGGAAACAGCCCUUGAUAUAUUGGAGAAACAUGCUGAUAAAAUAUCACCGUUAAAGGCUUUAUCGGUGUUGCCAGACUCGGUUCCUUUGAGUCGCUUGAAGCACUUCUUAGAAAGCGCUCUAGACGGCCAACUGACGCUAAAGCGACGAAUGCAGAUCCUCAAAGGAUUAUUGUAUGCUGAACAUAUGCAGGUACAAGAACUGAAACAGUUUCACGAGUCGAAGAGCGUUGUGAUAAAUGAUUACAAUGUCUGCCUUGUGUGUAAGAAACGGUUUGGGAAUCAAAGCGCUUUUGUGAGGUAUCCUAACGGCGAGAUCGUUCAUUUUAAUUGUCGACUAGACAAGUAAUAUGACAACAUGGUACUACUGAGCAGACAAUGAUUAUGCUGACCAGAGGGCCUAUUACCCCCCCCCCCCUUAAAAGUAAAAAAUAUCGUAUCGCGGCGUCUUUUCCGCAAGUUUAAUGGUAAUACUUUAGAGGAGGUUGAAUGCUCUCUAAAGCCUUCUAAAGCAGAACCGUUGCCAUUGUGAAAGGUGUCUAUAAUCUAUAUGCACUGACCAGAGAACCUAUUACCCCCUCUUAAAAGUAAAAAAGUAUUAUUAUUUCGUUGUGCGAGCGUGACAGCCUUACACACUGUAUAGAGCGGUAUUUCUCUUCCACAAUUUUAAUAGUAAUACUUUAAAAGGGGUGGUAGGCUCCCCGUAUUACAGGCUUUUAAAAGUAAGCAUUGGUUGUCCCGUGGAACCCCGCUUGAGUAAGGGUUUCAGAGUUUGUGGGUCUGCUCAUUGCAGCGUCUCGUUUCCACUUGACAGCUCUUACCUUAAGAUUUAGUGAUCAUAUUUUUAAUUCACUGUGCUGCUCGAAAAGGUUUUCCACAACGCCACACUCAAUAACCACGACGUGCGUGGGUUCGAUUUCCGCGGAGGACAAACAUUUGUCUGAUUUGUCCCGAGUCUUGGUUUCUUUGUGCAUUUGACUUUGUUGUUUGUGAAACCCGACUCAAAGAUUUAUCUGUUAGUGAGGGAGUCGUUUUUUUUAAACCUUAUGUAACCUAUUGCCAGCAUGCUCAUGACAACCAAUAGUUGAGUAGUCAUUUUUUAAGAAAAUAAAUAGUCCAUCGUCAGCUCAGUAUCUUGAUACCACUUGCCCCAUCUGCUUUUGGUAAUCACACGUCACUCGUAACUACUAUAUUGAUAUCAAUGCGAAGCAAUAAAGUUAUUUUUUUAGUUUGUCCAGUGACGUGCGAUCUACCUUAACGUGAUUUAAAAUACUUUUUUCAAAAACCUUUUCUACAUUCGUUAACAAAAUUCAAUCAUUCGAAAAGCCUAUCUCUGAUAGAGCAAAGAACGUAAUUAAUAUUUUUUUUUAACCCUCGGUAAAAUUUAGGACAUUUUGACAUUUCCAGUUGCUACUGCUUUAAUUGUAGAAGGUAAUUAAAAAAAGUAUUUUAUUUUAAGUAGCUAGUAUAUACAGCUGUUUAAAAGGUAUUAAAUGAAUUAAUGUACAGAAUUUAUGAAUAUUUAGUGGGAUAUAGUUGUGUGUAUAAAUGUAGCCAUUGUAUCUGUAUGUUUGUAAUAUUAGCCAAUGUAUAAAAAUGAUUGAAUUAUUCUAUUAUACAAAUAAUAUAUGGUAAA
This is a messenger RNA of Trichoplusia ni (cabbage looper), 4244 nucleotides long. It is a transcript of the gene Vps39, whose product is annotated as vam6/Vps39-like protein. Gene Ontology annotation, molecular function: protein binding. Lineage: Eukaryota; Metazoa; Arthropoda; Insecta; Lepidoptera; Noctuidae. Gene Ontology annotation, biological process: endosomal vesicle fusion; autophagy; vesicle-mediated transport. The transcript is spliced from 13 exons. Gene Ontology annotation, cellular component: cytoplasm; membrane. The record is from RefSeq and is a predicted model, not a curated record. The coding region runs from base 402 to 2957 and encodes 851 amino acids.